AUGGAACGUUUUGAAGAUUUUUGUGAUGGAUCAUCCGAAAUAGCUGAAAUUUAUGAUGUCGAAUUAUUUACCGAUAAAGGACUCGGGGCAAUUUUAUGGCAAGGUAGAGUGUCACUUCAAACUGGCACUGCUACGGAAAAUGUCAACAUUUGGGCACCUCCGAACUUACCCUUACCUGCUAAAGUUAUGUUAAGAAGUUGGGGUGCAACUGCUAAAGGCCCCAAUUGUUUCACACUAAGUAAUACUACUAACAGUGAUAGUAGCAGUAUUGUUUCAUCAAUUGAACAAGAUUUUUAUUCUACAAAUAAUCCAAUAGGAAUAAAAGAUAAAUCAUUAAAACAUUUAUCAAGAGCAUUUCUUGUAUACAAGUUAUGUUCUAUUCAAUGGCUAGUAAAUAGUUCGUCAAGUAUUAUUCGAUUUGCGGAAAAUUUUCACCUUGGAGAUCAAAGUGCAAAAGAAAGAAAUCCAAGAGUUGAAACUAAACUUCAAGGUAAGACGCAACAUGAUCAAUACAAAACGGAAUAUGAUGAGAACCAAAAACAGGGAAAGAAGGGAUUAAAGGAAAGAAACGAGGACAUAAACCAAUCAUACAACAAUAACCAACAAGGAUCAGCAAUAUCAAAAGUUAAAGGAUAA
Messenger RNA from Entrophospora sp. SA101, 636 nucleotides. NCBI's taxonomy places the organism in Eukaryota, Fungi, Glomeromycota, Glomeromycetes, Entrophosporales, Entrophosporaceae. The record is from the annotation of a GenBank genome assembly.